Molecule: messenger RNA, 3112 nt
Organism: Olea europaea var. sylvestris
Lineage: Eukaryota; Viridiplantae; Streptophyta; Magnoliopsida; Lamiales; Oleaceae
Exons: 12
Coding region: 1-2949 (982 amino acids)
Source: RefSeq, a predicted model, not a curated record
AUGGGUAAAUCCGCUCAGCCACUAUCAUCGACGGUGUUAUUGUAUUCAGUUGCUAGUCAUAUACCCAUUUUGGCCAUAAAGACUUCACAUAGGUACAAUUUUGCUGAUUUAGUUGAUGGUUUGAAUGCAGUUAAAUGUGUUAAUUCUAGCCAAGAUCAUUCUUUUCAUACAUUCAGUUGUGAUUCUACUACAGGAAUUGUUUCAGCUUUAUUUGGUGAGAAUUUAGGUGCGAGAAUGAACUUUCCGAUGCUGCGAUCCAAUAAUCAAACUGCUGAGCAGCAGCCUCUUCAAGAGUCUCAUGUAGAACAAAUGUUGAAACGCACACAUACUCUGGGGUCCCUUAUUGCAGAAGAUCCAUAUCUGGACAGUAGAACUUCUGAAACUCGCGAUGCAGAGAGUGACGAAUGCGGGAGCGAUAAUGGCAGCUUUCCAGGUUCAAGUGGAAAGAGUAACCCUCAAAUUCAUAGCCAUGUAGACGUUGCAGAAGAUGAAGGAUGGAUAAUUAUUCCAUAUAAGGAAAUUCCUAAUAUGUGGAUUGAGUCACCAGAUAUACUUUCAUUUUGCUCUCUGGACCGCAGCUUUGUUUUUCCUGGUGAGCAAGUGUAUGUACUUGCUUGUUUGUCCACAGAUAAACAGGAAACUGAAAUUAUUACACCAUUUAAAGUUGCUGCAGUCAUGAAUAGAAGUUGUGUUGGUCAAAACACCAAAAAACAAAAUGAGGAACCUGAAAAUGGAACAAAUCCUGUUUCUCACAUGGUGGAUAUGGGGGCUGAUGAGCUUGUUAAUCGGAAUGGUGAAAAUAUGAUCAGAGAUGAUAAGCAGAAUGGUGAAAAUGUGAUCAUAGGGAAGAUUGAUUCACAAGAGUGUGUUUUGGCUGGUCAAUCUCUCCUUAGAAUGGAAGAUAACAAACGACAGACUGAAUCGUUGUUGCAAAGGUUUAAUAAUUCUUAUUUUUUUGCUCGGAUUAUUGAGUCUAAUGAACCACUAUGGUCAAAGAGACGAACUUCAGAAGACUCUGUCAAAUCUUUCGAAAUGUUUGAAAAAAAACUGAUAGAAGAAUCUUUAGAAACUGUAAAGAUUUUGAAAAAGAAGAACCAUCUUAAUGCUGCUGCAAUUGAUAGAGGAAACUUUGAUGCCCGAACAUCUGGAGGAUUGGCAAGGGAUGCUGUAAAGUGUUGUUCUCUUUCAAAUGGAGACGUAGUGGUGCUUUUACAGGUAAAUGUUGGUGUUGAGUCUGUGCAAGAUCCUGUCCUGGAAAUUCUUCAGUUUGAAAAAUGUCAAGAAAGAAAUUUAACCCUUGAGAACCAGAAAAUUCUUAACUUUCUAGAUCAGGAUCCUUCUGGCGAAUUGUUAGAGUGGCUGCUUCCUUUGGAUAAUUCUAUUCCUCCUCCAGCACGUCCUUCAUUACCUCCUAAAUUCAGUUCCAGUUCCAGUUCCAGUUCCAGCUCCAGUAUUCGGAGCACAUCAACGAAACCCACGGUAACUGGGUCAUCUGGUUCACUCUUCUCUUUCGGUCACUUGAGAAGUUAUUCAAUGCCCUCACUUCCACCAAACACAACACCACCUCCAGCCGCUACAACUCCAAAUGCUAAACCAAGCUUUGACCCUGAAGAUUGGAACCAAUUUUCAUUUCGAAAGUUAGUGGAAAGUACGAAAACUGGAAAUGAAAGGCUCUUAUCUUUUCGAGGUGUGCCAUUGGAACCAGAAAGAUUCUCCGUUCAAUGUGGUCUGGAAGGAAUAUUUACACCUGGAAGAAGGUGGAGAAGGAAAAUUGAGAUAAUUGAACCUAUAGAAAUGUGUUCUUUCUCUGCUGAUUACAAUACAGAUGAUCUUCUUUGCGUCCAGAUAAAGAAUGUUUCCCCUGCACAUGCACCAGAUAUUGUGGUUUUUAUAGAUGCGAUUGCAAUAAUUUUUGAAGAGGCAUUAGAGGAUGGAACACCAUUGUCAUUACCAAUUGCAUGCAUUGAAGCUGGGGAUGAACACUGUUUGCCGAAUUUAGCCCUCAGGAGAGGAGAAGAACACUCUUUUAUUCUCAAACCGGCAACAUCAUUCUGGAAGCACCCCAAUGGUCAUGACAAAUUUUUUUUACAACCAUCGUAUUCAUCGGCUGGAAAUGUGGCUUCAAGUUUGCAUUACUACUCCUGCAUUGAAGGGAAACAGAGUGGAUCCCCUCCCGAUCACUAUGCAGCUGGAAAUGUGGCUUCAAGUUUGCAUUACUACUCCUGCAUUGAAGGGAAACAGAGUGGAUCCCCUCCCGAUCACUAUGCAGUUCUUAUAUCAUGUCGAUGCAAUUAUACUGUAUCAAAAUUGUUUUUCAAGCAGCCAACAAGCUGGCGCCCUCAUUUUUCAAGAGAUCUUGUGAUUUCUGUCUCAUCUGAAUUGUCUAGACAAGCUUUUGGGUCGGACAUAACUCAGCUUCCAGUUCAGGUCUUGACUCUUCAAGCAUCAAAUAUGACAUCCGAAGAUCUAACAUUAACAGUUCUUGCCCCAUCAUCAUAUCCUUAUCCUCCUCCUGCAGUCUCUUUGAGCAAUACACAGUCAUCACCCUUGAGUUCAUUUGUUGUUCCUUCAAACUUAGCAGAGAGAGUGACAAAAGAUGAGCAAGAGGUUUCUGAACAGAGGCUAAUCUCAGUAUCAAAUAAUCACAGACAGGAAGUGGAAGGUAGUUUUCCAUCAGCUUCUUUUAGUGAGCAACCUGUCCCCGUAGCUGAUGUCCUUCAGACGGCUGAUCAGGGUUGUACGCAUUUAUGGUUGCAGAGUAGAGUUCCUCUCGGAUGUGUUCCAUCUCAAUCUACGGCAGCUGUCAAGCUUGAAGUGCUUCCAUUGACGGAUGGCAUAAUUUCUCUUGAUUCUUUACAGAUUGAUGUAAAGGAGAAAGGUCUUACUUAUAUACCAGAGCAUUUGCUGAAGAUAAAUGCAACUUCGAGUAUCACCACUGGUAUAAUAUAAGAUCGCUGUUUUUGUGUUUUGAUUAUUCGAUAUUGUCUUAGUAUUGAUAAGUUACUCAAAUUGCUAUAUGGCUCUGUGUUGUUGCCUUUUUGAAUACAUGAGAACUAUUUUCAUCCCUUGUGACAAAUGUUUAAAUGAGUUUAAAAAUGACCUUUUUCCUGCA